AUGUCGUCCUGGGACUCUGUUGCUUCGCUUGUGAAGCGCAUCAACCUUCCAACUGUCGCAUCCACAACCCCGGCCGAACUCGCUGAACGUCAACGCGACCCAUGGGUUAAAUCUGGGAAAUAUGGGAGAGGAUGGGUGUAUUUCUCGCUGAUUUUGCUUGGGAUUUCCACGGCCGUCCGCUUCUACCAUGUUUGGGCCGAUAAGAUGCGAAUUGAGCUACAUAAAGAGAACCGCACAGACAUCUCACAAACGCCUCAAGAAGAAUAUGAGCUUCCAAGUGCCGCUACUGAUAGCUCUACUGCUCAUUUUUUCCCCGCCCACGGCCCCCUUCCUGGCAAGAAGAAGAAACCGUCGUCUAUUGACUCAAGUGCACUACUGAACAAUACUAUCGCAUUUGUGCGAUGGCUUUUCUAUCGACCACUUCCGGAGAUGGGGAUUGGGAGAUUGCGCGUUUCUUCACCGUCUCCUGGAGCUUCUGCGAUUAUCUUUUCAUCAUUGACUUUCGUUACGCUCUAUUGUUUUAUCCCACAGCCGCUUUAUUACACAUCCAUUGUCAUUGGAUCACCUCCUUUGGCAACCCGGGCUGGCAUGCUCGCGGUGUCUAUGGUUCCAUGGAUUGUGGCACUUAGUACUCGAGCGAAUUUCAUCAGUAUGCUGACUGGUAUUGGGCACGAGAGGCUGAAUGUCCUACACCGCUGGGGCGGCUACAUCUGUUUAUUCCUGAGUCUAAUCCAUAUGAUACCGUUCUAUAUUAUGCCUAUUUGGGAAGACGGGAUGCUGAUAUACUAUCAACAAUAUCUUCCACGGAACAUAUACGUGUAUGGGACUGGAUUAGCCGCCUUUGUGCCACUGGCAUUUCUAUGCAUCCAUUCACUUCCUAUUCUCAGGCACUGGAUGUAUGAGCUUUUUGUGAAGGUUCACCUACCCGUGUCACUGGUCUUUAUUGCUAUGCUAUUCUGGCACACCAAGAACUUCCUGUCAUCGUGGAGCUAUCUCUGGGCCACUGUUGCAAUAUUGGUACUUUCAUAUGCUGUGAGGGUCGUUUACCUUAACUGGACCAAUCCAUUCCGGCUUUCAUUUAUGAUCGGAGAGGAAUCUGCAGUCACUCUUCUACCACAGAACGCCAUCAAGGUCACAGUUCCCACGCAGAUGCGAUGGAAACCGGGACAAUACGUGUAUUUGCGCAUGCCAGGCAUUGCCUUUUUCCAGAACCAUCCGUUCACUAUUGCCUCUUUGUGCAGCGUAGAUUUCCCGUCAAGCUAUGGAGAGGAUUAUCGGGACUUAGCCCUUGUGUUUCGCCCUUUUAAUGGCUUCACGAAGAAUGUGCUUCUCAAGUCCAUUGAAUAUGGUCCAUACAAGACCUGGACCGCAUUCCUCGAAGGGCCGUAUGGAGGCAUGCGACGUGAGAUGGCAGCAUUUGAUGACGUGAUUUUCUUCGCUGGCGGAAGUGGCAUUACUGCGAUUGCCAGCCAUUUACUGAACCUCAUCAAGAAAAUGCGCGAGGGCAAAGCCGUCACCAAGUCAGUUCGCGUGGUUUGGGCCCUGAGAGACCCAGAAUCUAUUGACUGGUUCAAAGAAGAAUUACGUAUCUGUAGGGACCAUGCCCCCUUCGACACGGUACACUGCUACUUCUUCCUUACUGGAGCUAGGGACGCCAAUGGCCAGCCAUUCGCGGCCCAAGAUCAGCGGCAUUACCGUGAUAUCGUACAGGAGAAAAUCUAUGACACGCUUCAAGAAAUUGAAAAGCGCGGUUCCGCGUACAUUCGUGAAGAAGCCGCAGGUGACGAAGAGCGUGAGAAGGAGCUUCGUCGAGAAAAUGAAGAUACUCUCACGGCUCUGCCCCCGAAAAUUUACACGUCGAACUUGUCUCGAUUCCAGAACCCAACGCAUAACCUCUCCGUCUCACCAUACCAGCCGUCUCCCUAUCAAUCUCCCAGCCAGCAACAAUCUCCCUUCCAGCAAUCUCCUUGUCAACAACAAGCGCCCUUUCAUCAAUCUCCCUACCAACAACAACCCACUUUCCACUCUCCAGCAGGCCCAGCUAAUAUUCCCUUUGAUUUUGGACUCGCCCAACCCCAGCUUCAUCACCAACAACCCCAACGCGAAUCUCAAUUCCAAAGUAAACCCCAAGCCCAAGCCUCCCAAUUACCAUCACUCGCCCCAUCAGCACCGUGCGCAGUCCCCCGAUUCGCAUCUCUUCCCCUACAGAAGAGAAGCGGUUGGCGUAUUGACUACGCCCGCCCAGAUAUUCCGAAAAUGCUCAAUGACUUCUCCAAGACGUUUGGUCGUCGGACUUGCGUGUAUGUCUGCGGCCCACCAAGUCUGCGAGUAGACGUUUCUGCUGCUGUUGCUCGACUCCAGCAGUUGGUUAUGACUGACCCAACGAAAGAUGAGGUUUUCUUGCAUGCUGAGAACUACAACAUCUAA
Molecule: messenger RNA, 2427 nt
Organism: Aspergillus ochraceoroseus IBT 24754
Lineage: Eukaryota; Fungi; Ascomycota; Eurotiomycetes; Eurotiales; Aspergillaceae
Product: putative metalloreductase transmembrane component
Exons: 1
Coding region: 1-2427 (808 amino acids)
Biological process (GO): iron ion transport; copper ion import; intracellular iron ion homeostasis
Cellular component (GO): plasma membrane
Molecular function (GO): ferric-chelate reductase activity
Source: RefSeq, a predicted model, not a curated record